AUGCCCAAUACAUCUUUACGACGGCCACAGAAGGGAUACCGCCGCGGCGGCAAGGUUGCCUACCAUGGCCCACGAACCCGGACAUUCGCUGCAACUUCCAAUGCCCGCGGAGAGGCGACAUCGAUCGACGAGAAGUGGGAACGGACGGCAUUGGCACACCAGAUUGACGAGAACAUGGGCUUUGCGCGUUAUGACGCUGGACGGAAACGCGAAGGGUGGCUCGUUAACGUGCAGCCGACCUCAAUAGACGACCCCCGAGUACCCGGCGGCGGUGGCAGGGCCGCUUUGGACUGCUACUUCAUUGAGGAAGACGGUUCGACCUUCAAAGCGACGGUCGAGUACGACCCAUACUUCCUUAUAGCCUGUCGAAAGGGACAUGAAACUGAAGUCGAGGAGUGGUGUAAACGAGUCCCUGGGGGCGGCGUGAUCAAGAACAUCAGGCGGGUAGAGAAGGAUGACCUCAAAAUGCCAAACCACCUUCUCGGCUACCGGAGGACUUUCCUUGAGUUGAGGUUUCACAAUGUGCAAGACUUGAUGGCAGCCAGGAGGGAUAUCAUGCCAAUUGCGGAGAAAAACAAAAAAGGGAUGGAUGCUAUGGAUACUUACGCCGAGGUCGCAACGGCGAACGGCAAUUUCGAUCUUUUUGAUGACGACCCACGAGCUGAUGACCGACGAAACAAUGCAUCUUUUGCGGAGGCGAGCGACUUCAUUGUCGAUAUUAGAGAGUAUGACGUUCCAUACCACGUUAGAGUAAUGAUAGACUUGGACAUUCGUGUGGGCAAUUGGUACUUUGUGGAAGCAAAGAACGGCGUCACGACUGUUACUCGCAACGAGGAGCGCUUAGCACCAGCAGAUCCCGUUGUCAUGGCCUUCGAUAUCGAGACAUGCAAGGCCCCGUUGAAGUUCCCUGAUCCGGCUGUGGACCAGAUCAUGAUGAUUUCUUACAUGAUCGACGGCCAGGGGUUCCUGAUCACGAACCGCGAGGUCGUCUCGGAGGACAUCGACGACUUCGAAUACACACCAAAACCAGAAUAUCCAGGGCCGUUCAUGAUUUUCAAUGAACCCGAUGAGAAGGCAGUUAUUGAGCGCUUCUUCCUCCACGUCAAAGAAGCACGGCCGACCGUCAUCGCCACUUAUAACGGUGACUUCUUCGACUGGGCUUUUGUCGAGGCUCGCGCCAGCGUUAAUGGUAUCGACAUGUACCACGAAAUCGGGUGGAAGAAGGACAGCGAAGACCAGUACAAGUCCAACUACAGUGUGCACAUGGACUGCUUCCACUGGGUCAACCGUGACAGUUAUCUGCCUCAAGGUAGCCGAGGUCUCAAAGCCGUGACAGUCGCCAAGCUAGGAUACGACCCCGAUGAGCUGGACCCCGAACUUAUGACGCCCUACGCCAGCGAGCGACCACAAACGCUCGCCGAGUAUUCAGUCUCCGAUGCCGUCGCCACCUAUUACCUGUACAUGAAAUAUGUCCAUCCGUUCAUCUUCUCCUUGUGCACCAUCUUGCCGCUUGGGCCCGACGACACCUUGAGGAAAGGCACGGGCACGCUUUGCGAGAUGCUGCUGAUGGUGCAGGCCUACAAAAACGAGAUUGUUUUGCCAAACAAGCACGUGGCACCGAAGGAGGCGUUCUGGGAUGGACAUCUGCUGGACUCUGAGACGUACGUGGGUGGGCAUGUCGAGAGUAUCGAGGCCGGCGUCUUCCGGUCAGAUAUCCCUGUGAACUUUGCUGUUGAUCCUGCGGCCGUCGACGAGCUUCUGCGCGAUCUGGAUGCGGCUCUGACUUUCAGCAUCACGGUGGAAGAGAAAAAGUCCAUGGAGGAUGUUGUUAACUACGAAGAGGUCAAGGAACAGAUUGCCGCGAAGCUUCGGGACCUCAAAGAGACGCCCAACCGCCACGAGCGGCCCCUCAUCUACCAUCUUGAUGUCGCGUCGAUGUACCCCAACAUCAUGACGACCAACCGGCUGCAGCCCGACUCCAUGAUCACGGAAUCUGACUGCGCCGCUUGCGACUUCAACCGCCCGGGGAAAACCUGCGACAGGAGGCUACCAUGGGCGUGGAGGGGUGAGUACUUGCCCCCGAAACGGGACGAAUACAACAUGAUCAGGCAUGCCCUGGAAAACGAGAAGUUUCCAGGCAAAACGGCGAAUAGUCCGAUGCGCUCGUGGCAGGAUCUGAGCGAGGAUGAGCAAGCCAAUCUUAUCAAGAAGAGAUUGCAGCUGUAUUCCCAAAAGGUCUAUCACAAAAUCCGCGAUUCCACCACCAUCAUCCGGGAAGCCAUCAUCUGCCAGCGGGAAAAUCCCUUCUACAUCAACACGGUCCGCGACUUCCGCGACCGCCGGUACGACUACAAGGGAAAAGCAAAGGUGUGGAAGGGCAAGACAGAGGCCUUGAAAAGCUCGGGCGCAUCCGCCUCAGAGAUCGAAAACGCCAAGAAGAUGAUCGUCCUGUUCGAUUCACUUCAGCUGGCGCACAAGGUCAUUCUGAACUCCUUCUACGGCUACGUCAUGCGAAAGGGUUCCCGUUGGUACUCCAUGGAAAUGGCGGGCGUGACGUGUCUUACAGGAGCAACCAUCAUCCAGUUGGCCAGGUCACUGGUGGAGCGACUGGGCCGCCCACUUGAGCUGGACACGGAUGGCAUCUGGUGCAUGCUGCCGGCCACGUUCCCGGAGAACUUUGCCUUCAAGCUCAAGAAUGGCAAGAAACUCGCCAUCUCGUACCCUUGCGUCAUGUUGAACCAUCUGGUCCACGCGAGGUUCACCAACCACCAGUAUCAGACCCUGGUUGACCCCAAGACCUUCAAGUACGAAACUCACAGCGAUAACUCCAUCUUCUUCGAGGUCGACGGCCCAUACAAGGCCAUGAUUCUUCCCACCUCGAAGGAGGAAGACAAGAAUUUGAAGAAGAGGUAUGCCGUCUUCAACGAAGAUGGCACCUUGGCUGAGUUGAAGGGAUUCGAGGUGAAGCGAAGAGGCGAGCUCAAACUCAUCAAGAUCUUCCAGCAGCAAAUCUUCAAGUUCUUCUUGGAGGGCACGACCUUGGCCGAGUGCUAUGCUGCCGUCGCCAAGGUUGCCAACCGAUGGUUGGAUGUGCUCCACAACAAGGGCUCGACCCUGGCUGACGAAGAGCUCAUGGAGCUCAUUUCGGAGAACCGCAGCAUGACCAAGACACUUGAGGAAUACAGCGGCCAGAAGUCGACGUCCAUCACAACCGCCAAACGCUUGGCGGACUUCUUGGGCGAGGGCAUGGUCAAAGACAAGGGCCUGAACUGCAAGUUCAUUAUUUGUGCAAGGCCAAAGGGUGCCCCUGUCACUGAGCGUGCCGUCCCCGUCGCUAUCUUCUCUGCCGAGGAGGAAACGAAGCGCUUGUAUCUGAAGAAAUGGCUGAAGGAGGAACCUGCCGACACGGACCCUCGAGCACUGCUCGACUGGGAUUACUAUCUCGAGCGUCUUGGUUCAGUCAUUCAGAAGCUCAUCACUAUCCCCGCCGCUUUACAAAAAGUGCGCAACCCUGUUCCGCGUGUGCCGCACCCCGACUGGCUACAGCGCCGAAUCAACCUCAAGGACGACAAGAUGAAGCAGAAGAAGCUCACUGAUAUCUUUGGGUCAACCACCAAAGGCGGUCCUCUGGAGGAGAUUUCGCUCUCUAGCACUAACCUCAUGGGAGACGUUGAAGACAUCGGACAGCUUCUGAAGCCCAAGACCAUCAGUUCUGCCAUCUCUGCUUCUCAGAAGGCACCGGUGGCUCAGAAACGGAAGUCCCCCGAGCCAGCCGAAACCCAGGACCCUUUUGCGACGCUCCCCAAGAAAAUGCCUUCACCCAGCGAAGAUUAUCCGGCGUUCUUGGAAUACCAGAAACUGAAGUGGAAACUGCAGAAACAAGCACGGGCACGGCGGAGGCAUCUCUUCGGCGACAGGCGCAGCAACAUCCAGAGCAGUAUCCAGCAGACGUUCCGAAAUCAAGCAGAGAUGACGUUUAGGAAUACGUGGCAACUGCUCCAGCUUCGGGCAACCGACAGCCCCGGAAUCGUUCUUGCCCACGUUCUGAUCGACAGCAAGAUUCACUCCGUCAGGAUCAAUGUGCCCCGCCAAGUCUUCCUCAACCUCAAGAGUCAAGAACUGCCGGAUAUUGAGGUCGAGGGCUGCCAAGUCGAGCAGGUUCACCACACGUUGCCCAACGGCCACUCGUCUGUGCACUUGUUCAAGCUCACCGUGCCAGAAGCAAUCUAUUACGCCGAGUCGGAGAAGUUCUCGCUUCUCUUCAACCACCCCAGUGUCGAAGGUGUCUAUGAGAAACAGCUUCCGCUGAAUCUUCGGGCCGUCUUGCAGCUCGGGAACCGCUGCACCGUCGAUCAGAGUCAACCCGGCGUGCUCGGAAAGGGUCUUGAUCAUGGUUUCGAUCUGUCUAGUCUGACAAGGCCGACAAAGCCUAAUCCCUACCUUGAGGGCGCCCGCAUGUCGUACAUUUACCUCUCCCACAUCAGUGCAGGUGAACGCCAGAUCUUCGGUCUGUUUUCGACAACGAGCGACAAGGCGUACGUCAUCAUUCAGCAGAGGAGCAAGGAUGGCGGUCAAGAUCUCCCGAACAUUAGCAAGCUCUACUCAGACUUCCUCGCCCGCAGGAAUCGCGAGGAACCUGAGGAUUCUUCCUGGCAGGAGUGUUUCUCGUACCAGGAGAAGCUGUCAUUCAAGGUCACCCAGGUCACUACACGCCGAAAAGCAUUCCUCGAGGUCGGCGAUGUCGUCAAAAAGAUGAAGAAGGAGGAGUCAGGGCCGACCCUGAUGGUGAUACAAUCCUCCCAGCGGAACCUCCUUGUGCACGACAUACCAAUCUUGGGAGAGUUCCCCGUCUUGCCGCUGCGCUACGACCCGGCUGACGGCGCCCUGCCGCCUCUAGGUUGGCAGACGGUAGUGGCUCGUCGUCUGGUGAACCACUACCUGAGCCUUGGGUCCUGGAUCAACCAUUUGACGGCCUUAGCCAAGUACGGGGACGUGCCGCUGUGCAACUUGGAGCGUGAUGACCCUCGGUUCCUGAUUGACGUAGCCUACGCCCGCCGCUUACAAGCCAACAACGUCGUGCUGUGGUGGUCGGAUAGCCCGCGGCCUGACCAUGCCGGAUAUGAGAAAGACGAUGUGGCGGGGCCUCUCGAACGAGUCCAGAUGCCAUCGGUCAACAACCCUGGCACAUUUGCCUCCGUCUGCAUCGAUCUCGAAGUCAGGAACUUAGCCAUCAACACCAUUCUAACCUCAUCUCUCAUCAACGAGCUCGAGGGGGCUGACAGCAUCUCGUUCAACCCAGCAGCUGACGGGGCGGGAGAUGGGAACGAAGGCUUGUUUGCGGAUAAUGCGUUCGCCAACGCCGGCGUGCUAGUUCUGCGGGAGAUGGUCAAAUCCUGGUGGGCCGAGGCUUGCAAGGGCUCGACAAUGGCCGAUGUCAUGGUGCAGCACCUGGUUCGCUGGGUCGAGUCUCCGGCAUCCUGCCUGUACGACCGCGCCCUGCACUAUUAUGUGCAAAUGAUGAGCCGAAAGGCCCUACUUCAGCUCAUGGCGGACUUCCGCAAGGUUGGGUCGAACGUUAUCUACGCCAGCCCUAACCGUCUACUCCUGCAAACCACCAAGUCUGAGGUCGGUAACGCCUACGCCUACGCACAGUACAUUCUUAAGAGCAUCAAGGGAAAGCCCCUCUUCCACUUCAUUGAUCUCGAGAUCAAGGAGUACUGGGACUACCUCGUGUGGUAUGACGAGUUCAAUUACGGUGGCAAGGCGUGCCAACAGGUCGUCGAGAAGGACGAGCAAGACCUUCAGAUGAUUAUGCAUUGGCAAAUGGCAACUUUCCUCCCGGUCCGGCUGCAGCCAACCUUCCGCGACUGGGUCGUGGAAUUCAUCGAACUCAUGCACAGCAUCAAGCGGCCAGCGACUGGAAGCGAUCCCACUGCCACCCCGCGCCUAACCCAACUCCCUAUCCGCAACGGCAACGCCGGCCUCGCCGAGGAUGCCCCUGGCCAGAUCAUCCUUGGUAAAGCUUUUGAGAAGCCGCUCAAGAAAGAGAUUGCUUCACUCGUCGCCACUCAGAAACGCGAACUCCUUCAUCCGGAGCUCGCAGCGGAUUACACCUUUCCCUCCCUCCCAGGCUCCCACCUCGCACACCUCACGCCUCAAUCCAGCCUGAUCACAAACACCACCAACGGCAACAACAACAACAACCACCCCACAGCCUCUGCAAAUCCUGUCCUCGAAUUGGUCAAGUCCCUUAUGCAGGUUCUGUCCCUCGACAAGAACAUAACGCUCGAAGCCCGCCUGCUCCGCAAGGAACUGCUCGCCCUCUUCGACGUGCGCGAGUUUUCCAAGGAGGGCACGUUCCAGAACCCGUCCGAGUCGCUCCGGCUGGCGCAGCUGAGCUGCGACAACUGCACCAUGGCGCGCGACCUGGACUUGUGCCGCGACGAGGACCUGCUUCCUCCACCUCCGAGCUCUGAGGGAGGAGGAGGUGGUGCUGGAGGUGGUGCCGCAGGGGACUGGAGCUGGCGGUGCCUAUUCUGCGAGACCGAGUAUGACCGGAACGAGGUCGAGGAGCGGCUGCUGGGGGAGGUGGAGGGGCUCGUGGUGCAGUGGACGACGCAGGACCUCAAGUGCGCCCGGUGUGGCGCCCUGAGGGUCAACGAGUUCAUGGAGCAUUGCACGUGCAGCGGGGAGUGGAAGGAGAGCGUGAGCAGGGGAGAGGUGAUGAAGCGACUGGGUGUGUACAGAAACGUCGCUAAAUUUUAUGGGCUAAGAAUGUUGGGGGAUGUGGUUGACGGCGUUCUCGGGGGCUUGUGA
Messenger RNA from Thermothelomyces thermophilus ATCC 42464, 6816 nucleotides. RefSeq lists its product as uncharacterized. The coding region runs from base 1 to 6816 and encodes 2271 amino acids. NCBI's taxonomy places the organism in Eukaryota, Fungi, Ascomycota, Sordariomycetes, Sordariales, Chaetomiaceae. Gene Ontology annotation, cellular component: epsilon DNA polymerase complex; nucleus. The record is from RefSeq and is a predicted model, not a curated record. Gene Ontology annotation, molecular function: single-stranded DNA 3'-5' DNA exonuclease activity; zinc ion binding; DNA binding. The transcript has 3 exons. Gene Ontology annotation, biological process: leading strand elongation; nucleotide-excision repair, DNA gap filling; DNA replication.